UUAUCACAUUUCUCUCCUUUUUUGUAUGUUCCGUUUGUGUUGUACAAGACGUCAAUCUUCUUCGUUCCUUGUGUGCUCGUAUAGAUUUGUGCAUUCUCGCAUUCCUCCUGGUGUCAAGCAUCCCUCCAUCUUUGCACCCUCACCGCCGACAACCAUGGCUCCUCCACCGCAACCGGAGCUACCACAUCCCGCCCAUCUGGACCGCGAUUCUGCGUUGGGUCGCAAGUUCGGUAAAGAGGUCACCAACUAUUUUGGAGGCUCGCCUUUGAAUAGACUGUCAUUCCUUAGAGAAGAUUACGAAUUCCUUGCAAAAGCGUUCGCGCACCCUACCACGAAGUUCUUGGUGUUCAAGACCUUGUCUCCUCUGAUCAAGUCACCCACCGAGAUUCAUUAUGCCACUUAUGACGAUAUCAAGUCCCUCGUCCCUUCGAACCCGUUUGAGAAAUCGGAGAAAGAAACAUUGGAGGACUUUGACUCCCGGGUGGACACGCCGCAGUUGGUUUUCUUAGGUGUCGACGAGAGUGUGAAGGAUGGCUUGAAUUUCAGACAUUUCUGCGGGGCUCCGCAUUGGGCGAUCGAUAUUACGCCAAAGCCGACGUACGAAAAGGAGGCAAACGAACUGAACGAAAAGUUUUUGGCGUCAGGGCUGAAAUUCAGCGAGGGAAUGAGAGCCAUGAGUUUCCCUGCUGACGUUGCCGCUGAGUACGCUCAAGGACGACAUUAUCUUGAUUGGAACUUUCGCAAUACUUACUGCGGCACCUGUGGACACAAGACGCUUUCCGUACAUGCUGGGGGUAAACGAGUAUGCCCGCCAAAGGACAAAGCCAGAAACCCACCAGAAAGAGAUGCCUGUUCGACUCGCACGACACUGUCGAACCUCACAUUCCCCCGAACUGAUCCGACUAUUAUAGUGGCGGUCCUUAGUCAUGACAGCAAGCGAUUGCUCCUCGGCCGCCAGAAACGAUGGCCUCCGUAUUGGUUCUCGACGUUAGCGGGAUUUAUCGAGCCCGCUGAAAGUGUUGAGGACGCUGUGCGCAGAGAAGUCUGGGAAGAAAGUGGUGUUAUCUUGUCCCGGGUGUUGAUACACUCUACGCAACCCUGGCCAUACCCUGCCAACCUCAUGAUCGGUGCCAUCGCACAGGUGGCAAGCCCCGAAGACGAGGAGAUCAAGCUUGAACACGACCCAGAGUUGGAGAUGGCAAAGUGGUUCAGUUUGGAAGAGAUUCAGGAGGCGUUGAAGAACGGCACCAGUGGGCUGGGUGAAGACGCUCCGAAAGAAUAUAAGGAGGGCAAUCUGAGAUUACCACCGCCAACUGCUAUCGCGAACCAAUUGAUAACGGCUGUCGUUCAGGGCGGCUUCCUCGAAGGUGUAACGCCGCUGGCGACAGCUAACAAGCUGUGAGUAUAACCUUGUCAACAUCUGGAUUUUGGAUCUGUCGACAGAUAGCGCUGAAGUUUAGAACCCUCAUCUUGAGUUACUAGGUCUGAUCAGAAAUAGGUCAUGAUAGAAACUGAACAAUCCGACCAGCUUUAUUGACUGUCCUUUCGAAAUAAGUUUUGUCCGCCUGGUAGAAAUCUUACGAUGAAUCGGCUGCUGGUAAUCGGGACAAUAUUCCCACAUGCCCGAAGGUGCAAGAAAUUCAGACUGAAGCUCAUAGAUGAAUGGGAGGAAAUAGAUACUCCCAAGACUUAAAACUUG
Exophiala oligosperma is the source of this 1699-nucleotide messenger RNA. RefSeq lists its product as hypothetical. The record is from RefSeq and is a predicted model, not a curated record. Gene Ontology annotation, molecular function: metal ion binding; NADH pyrophosphatase activity. The transcript is spliced from 3 exons. Gene Ontology annotation, cellular component: cytosol. Lineage: Eukaryota; Fungi; Ascomycota; Eurotiomycetes; Chaetothyriales; Herpotrichiellaceae. Gene Ontology annotation, biological process: NADP+ catabolic process; NAD+ catabolic process. The coding region runs from base 26 to 1402 and encodes 458 amino acids.